UCCCGGGUCCCCUCACUCCCCCCCCAUUCCUGGUCCCUUCACCCCCCCUAAAGCUGGGAUGCCGCAUCCGCCUUCAUGGGGCCCUUCACCCCCCCCCAUAGCGGGGAACCCGCCCCCUAUCCCUGGUCCUCUCACCCCCCAUAGCGGGGAACCCCGACCCCCCAUUCUGGGGCCCCUCAGCCCCCCCCCCAUAGUUGGGAUGCUGCAUUUCCGAUCCCGGAGGCCCUUCCCCCCCCAGCGGGGGAGCCCGAAGCCCCUCCAACUUUCCCGAUAGCAGGAGCCUGGAUUCCCCCUCCUCUCCAGAGGCCCUCAGCCCUUGCCCCUGAUAGCAGGGGCCUGGACCCUGAUCCUCUCCUGGGGACCCUCACUUCGUGUCUGCUGGGUCUCUCUCAGGGUGGGGCUUAGGGAUCUGGGGAGAGAACCUCACUGAAAUGAACAUAUCUGCUGUUUAUUUCUAGAAACAGGCAAGUGGCCCUUCUCUUCUGCGACCUAUUGAGAAUGCCAAGCAAAAGCAUGGGAAUAAUUUAAUAUGAACAUGUAACUAGACUAUCUACCAUUGACAUGAAAGAUCUACAAGAAUAGAGGCUUUGGUUACUGUGAUUUGUUUGUAAAGUAGCCAUUCGAUCAAGGUGCAUUGAAGGAUGAAGAGCAUUGAAGAAUAUUUCUAGCCCUAUAUGGUGAAACACAGAUGGGAAGAACAAGGCUUUUCCUGCAAGAUUUUAUCUAUAUUUUGGAACUGGACAUUUUUUUACUUGGACUAUCUGAUUCCCAACCACCCAUGUGUUUUCUCAGCUAAAUUCACUGAGGGCUGGGGCAGCAGGAGGAAUUGGGUGACUCGAGAUGGGAAGCCUAACUUUGAUUAUCUACUGCAGCAUUUUGGGAAGGCUGUAGUACCUGUUGCCAACUGUGAUGUCAAGGAAUACAAUUCUAAUCCAAAGGAACAGAUCCCUCUCAAGGAGUACAUAAGUUAUUGGAAAGAAUACAUUAAAAAAAACUACCAUUCACCCCGGGGAUGCCUCUACCUCAAAGAUUGGCACUUGUACAGGGCUUUCCCAGAACAAGAUGUUUAUACAACCCCCAUCUAUUUCACUUCUGACUGGCUGAAUGAAUACUGGGAUGCCAUAGGUCUGGAUGAUUAUCGAUUUGUCUACAUGGGACCUAAGGGUUCAUGGACUCCUUUUCACGCCGACGUCUUCCGCUCCUACAGCUGGUCUGCCAAUAUCUGCGGGAAAAAGAAAUGGCUGCUCUAUCCCCCUCGGCAGGAGUACCACCUUCGAGAUCGCCAUGGUAACUUGCCCUUCGAUGUCACUGCGCCUGGUCUGCAGGACAGCAGCAUUUACCCACGCUAUGCCCAAAGCUGCCCCCCCGUUGAAAUCAUCCAGGAAGCAGGGGAGAUAGUCUUCAUCCCUAGUGGAUGGCACCAUCAGGUGUACAACCUGGAGGAUACCAUUUCCAUCAACCACAACUGGGUGAAUGGCUGCAACGUGGCUAUCAUGUGGAGCUUCCUACAGGAUGAAUUAGCAGCCGUCCAACGGGAAAUCAGCGAAUGGAGAGACACUAUGGAGGACUGGCAUCUACAAUGCCAGGUAAUCAUGAAAUCUUGCACAGGCAUAAACUAUAAGGAGUUCUACAACUUCCUUAAGGUAAUCGCGGAGAACAGGAUUUCUGUCUUAAACCACGUUCUAGAUGAAGAAGCUUCCGCAAAGAACACUCACAGAGCUGCCACCUCCGCUCUAGGCAUGCUCCAUGCGGUGUUUGAUUUAAAAAGGACUGUGCAAGUUUUAACAUCCUUAAAUGCUAAUGAAGAUUUCAAGAAACUGAACCCUAAAUCGCUGUCCCCACCUCCCGAGGCAUUACUACACCACCUGAAAGCCGCAAUAGACACAGCACUGUUAUAGUUCCAUAUUUAUUCAAGUAUUUGUACCUAUUGCAACAUAGCUGCAUGUAGACAAAUCAUAAAAAGUCUCCCUAUUUUCCCCCUGUUAGAAUUUAAGCACAAUGAGCCUUAAUGUAGAUGGGGAGGACGCAGAUAUAGUAUCAAGAGAAAAAGCAUGUUAGGAAACUGAGUACACUACAUUAAAUUUCCUGUUUAUAUUGAAACCACUCUAAAAAGGGAAGAAAUCUCCUGCAGAGUCAGAGAUUAGAUUCAUUCCAUGUAGCAGAAAUGCAAGCAGCUCAACUGAUCAUAGCAGGAAGAAGUUAUGCUCCUGAGAAUCAGCCACGGAGGAAAUUCAGCCAUUGGAGUUGUCUAGAACCAAAAAGAUGAACUUUUGAGAUGUAUCCUCUCAAUUCUACACACCAAAGCAUCUGUAUUUCAGCAAGUUCACCUCUCUGUACUGAGAUCACAUAGAGCCUGAACGAAAAAGAGUUCUAGAAAGGCAAAAACAUGGAAGUCUGUAUGGAGCCGUAGACUGUGUGUUAAUGAAAGGAAGGGUAUUAACACACUAAGAGCAGUGCUGUGUGGUUACAUAGCACAACCUAGGGACUUAAGGGUAAUACACGUUGAAAAUGACUGCAAGGGAAGUGGCCUCACAAGCAUUUUCAGUUAAACUAUAAAAAACACUCCCAUUGCUGUUGGGGGUUUGUAGUAAGUCGUCUCCUAACAGAGAGUAUGAGCAGUUUAAUUCUAGCCACUAGUGCUUCUAUUCAGAUUAUAGUUGAAGGUUUUUAAGCACUGAGCUGAAACGUAAUCAGUCAUUGACUUAUGAAGUGACCAGUACGGGUGACCACUUAAAAUUGCUGUUUUUAAUAUUGCACAUUAAAAUGUUUAAAAAUGUCA
Molecule: messenger RNA, 2779 nt
Organism: Gopherus evgoodei (Goodes thornscrub tortoise)
Lineage: Eukaryota; Metazoa; Chordata; Testudines; Testudinidae
Gene: JMJD4
Product: jumonji domain containing 4
Exons: 8
Coding region: 675-1898 (407 amino acids)
Biological process (GO): protein hydroxylation; positive regulation of translational termination; negative regulation of gene expression
Cellular component (GO): cytoplasm; nucleus
Molecular function (GO): sequence-specific DNA binding; histone H4R3 demethylase activity
Source: RefSeq, a predicted model, not a curated record